CUAGUCGAGGACUCUGAGUGGUGACGAUGGUCGCCGUCAGCGUGCGCACAGCCACCAUCUGUAAUGCUCUUUCUCCGUGACUGUCAGCCAGGUGUUGCAGCUUAAAGGCCUUGACCCACGACAGCACCCUCUCCUCCCGUCUGGACGCGGUUUCUCAUCAAUGGAAGUGGUUAAUAAAGUUCUGGGUUACAUUUCUCGGUGGAACGAUGGUGGAGACGUUGAAUGUCGCAAUUUUCUUGUCGGACCUCACUCUAAUUCCUCUGAUUCCUCCUCAAUCGACAUCUUGGCCACUGCCUACGAAGCCCUUUUGUCGGCUACUCUAACAACACGCCCCCCGAAACAUUCUUUAACCGUCGAGACUCUUGUUUCUUUCGUCCAGUCGGUUUUUGAACACCUUCCUUCCACCUCCUCCGCCACUCGGUCUUCCAAUUUUUCAGCACUCGGCGAACAAUUGGUUGAUAUAGUAUGGUCGCUCGACACCACACUUGACGAGAUACUUGUUGACGCAAACACCUCAAUCAAUCGUUGUGGCGAGCAGCCUGGAGACAAAUUCACCUCCCUUCUUGCAAAGUCAAACAAAACUAAGCAGAAUGUAGAAGCAGACAAGGUUAAGAUAGGUAGUGUCGUCAAAAGAUUACUGGAACUGGGUAUCCUCGACCCAACUUGUUGCCGAGAGCGACUAGAUUCUGCUAUACUGGAGAAUGUUGGGCUUAUUCCGGACAAGGCUCUCAGUGAGAAGAAAGAGAUCAGACUAAGGACCGCGUUAUUCUACAAGCAGAAUAAGUUCAACCUUCUGCGCGAACAAUCCGAAGGGUACAGCAAGUUGACCGUCGAACUCACCAGCAAUUUGGGUCCCGCUCACUCUUCCAGUACCGGCCGACCUAUUGAGACUCAUGAUUCGAUCGUUGAGAGGGCUCGUCCCGUCUGGGAGAAAAUCAUCAGUCUCAUUGGUUAUUUCGACUUGGACCCAAACAAAGUCCUCGAUAUCAUCCUCGACGUCAUGUCCGUCCAUCUAGCCACACAUUAUACUUUCUUCAUUGCACUUCUCUUGUACUCUCCCUGGUCCCAUCUAAAUGUGGAUCAGGUCAAAAUCAAGGGCGAGGAUAUGUCAACAGAUCCACCUGUUGGACAGUAUCAAGGCAAGACGUUGGACGAGAUAUUGUCGUUGGCGGAUAAACGGCCGAUACGGUCAUACAAAAAGAAGGGCCCUAGCGUAUUGGCGCAGGUACUUGGAUUCAAGCUCGCGCACUAUCAGUCCCCCGAAGUCCGGGAACAACCUCCGAAGGCACUAUAUCUCGCUGCUGCAAUAUUGAUACGAGAGGGGUUUAUUGAGUUGGAGGACUUGUAUCCGCAUCUCUCACCAAAAGACGAUGACAUGGACAAAGUUUAUCAAGGCUAUUUGAAAGAGGUCGAGAAUAGAAUCCAGGCAGCCAAGUUCAGUCACUUGGCUAUGGCCGCUCCCCUUGAAUCCAGUGGAACCACCUCGAAACCCAAGGCGGCGGCACCAGCAGAAUCCAAAACGCCAGAACCCAAAGAUCCACCGGACCAGAAAUCAGCCUUAGUUUCCGCCCUCUUGUCGGUCGGCUCCCUCAAACCAGCCAUUGCAAUCAUGUCUAAAUUUCCGUGGAUUGCCGACGCUCAUCCGGAAAUUGCAGACCUUAUGAUUAGAGUGUUGACAUGUUCUCUAGAGCCGUUAUACGAUUCUCAGUUGGUCACGAAAAGUCGAAAUACAGGGUUCACUCAACCGCGCGCUAGAUAUGGCACGACUGGCUUGGUUCAGCCAAGCCCCAAGAAGCAGACGUUGACUAUCUGGGCUCCAACUCCUCCUAGUACCCACACAACAGAUUUUGUUUUCUUUUUUGCAGAUUGGAUGGAUCUGAUUCCAGUGUGCACCUGUCUGGAGGAUCUCGAAGAUGUUAUUGAACCUUUGAUGCGAUUUAUAGGCCUGCAUAUCUCCCGCGAUCCCUUAUUCCUUACCAAAUUUGUCAGACUUGGUCGCAAACAUCUUUCCACUGUUAUCCCUAUCGAAAAACAGCCAGCAGGAGAAGUCGAGUCAGACCACCCAAUAUACGCCUUCUGGUUCAAGGUUUCGAGGAUGUAUCUCCUCCCCGCGCUGUCUCUCAUCAGAGGCAACGCUGUUUGUGCGGUCGAUAUUUGGAACAUUAUCAAAUUGUAUGAUGUUACAGCAAGAUGGAGGUUGUGGGGUGAAUGGAGAUCGUCGACUUACAAGUCGCACCCCGAACUUCGAAUUCGCCAGGUUCAAGCCGAGAAAGAAUCGAAAGGAAUCUUGCGACGUCUUUCACAUAAUACCAUCGAUUCUCUCUCUGGCCCGUUCGCCAAAUUAUGCCAUUCCAAUCCCUGCAUCCUAUUCAGCAACUGUGUUACUCAAAUCAUGGCAUAUGAUAACUUGGCACAAGUGGUGAUAUCAGCACUCCGAUACAUCACUAUUUUUGGCUUUGACGUUCUGGUGUUUAUUAUCUUGGACGCUCUUUCUAAUCCUAACAAAGAACGGGUGAAGGAUGAUGGUGUCAACACGUCGGAUUGGCUGCUCAGCCUUGCCUCAUUCGCAGGAAUGGUGUUCAGGCGAUUCGGAUUCGAUUUGACACCUUACCUGCGGUAUAUCACUCACCAACUUCAGCAAGGCCAAACAACCGAAAUAGUCGUGUUGAGGGAACUUAUAUGGAAGAUGGGUGGAAUCGAACCUCUACCAAGUCUCUCGGACUCGCAAAUACAGGCAAUGGCAGGUGGUCCUGCAUUGCGGAUCGAAGCGAUCGCUUCGACUACACGUGGAGCCCGGUUGGAACCGGGUGACGCUAAUCUUAGAGCCCCCCAACGACUUGGCAAGGCGUUGGUUGACGGAUCUCUAGCACUUCCUCUCCUCAUACAAGUUGCACAACAAAGGCAGUCAGCUAUUUUUCAAGCACGUGAUGCACAUCUCAAAUCACUGGCAAGCUUGUAUGAUACAACACAUGGCGUCCUUCUCCAAUAUCUGGAACUUCUUACUACGCCUCAGGUUGUUUCGCCUGAGGAUUAUGGGAACAAGGUACUCCCACCAUUGGGAGAUUUGGCCGAGUUGUACGGUAUCUGUGCUCCAAUAUGUAUGCAAAUCAUACGUCCUGUUCUGCAUGCUCAAUUGCGGGACACUGCGUUGAAGAUGGUUGAAGAAGAACGCAAAGCAAAUGAAGCGCGCGAGAAGGGUCUGAAGGAGAAGUUGACUGCCAAACGGGAGACGAGCUCUCUAUCAACAUCGAGAGUAUCGUCUCCAGCCCUGGCAAGCAAAGAUAAUCCUGACUCUGACUCCAAACCAGACGCAUCCGAGAAUAACGAAGAUGUGUCGAUGGAGGCAGAAACGAAAACCGUUCCGGAGAGCCCAUGGUUGCCUCAACUAGCCGUAUUGUUCGAUGAAGUCAAGAGGACUAUACCGCCUCACGUAUACGACGUCUUAGGCCCCGGAUUCUACGUCACUUUUUGGCAACUCUCGACCUACGACUUGUCACCUCCUGGGUCCAAGUAUGAUGACGAGAUGGCUAAUCUCCGGGCUCUUAUCCGACAAGAGGAUUCAAGGUACAUAUCUGCGGACCGUGCUGCAGAUCGUGCGAGACGGCAAUUAGCCCCAGCUCAUAAAGCUCGCCGUGAUCGUUAUACGACAUUUGUAGACACUCUCACCAAAGAGUUCAAGGAGCAGACUAUUUGUCGUGCUUUUACCCUGAAGCGCCUUGCGCGAGAAAAACAACACUGGUUUCCGUUCGGCAUGAAGAAAUCUCAAAGACUCGUGGAAGUUCUAAUCGAGCAUUGUUUACAACCGAGAUGUCUCCUAUCGCCCAUGGAUGCCGACUUUUGUGCACAGUUUGUGAAAGUGAUGCACACACAAGGAACACCUGGGUUCUAUACUCUCGGUUGCUAUGAUAAGCUUCUUGGGGACCAGGUUAAGGUUGUUCUGUUCUCCUGUAGUGAAUAUGAGGCUCGAAACUAUGGUCGAUUUUUACUGGGGAUACUGACCGACUUGUCAAAAUGGCAUCAGGAUGAACAGGCGUACAUUCAAGAUAAUAGGUCGAAAGUCGGAGGAAAGACAAUUUUACAUGCUGGCUUUCAAGCUAAAUACCAACUUCCAAUGCCUUCGGAACAUCAGUUGAAGUGGAAGGAUUUCCGUAACCUCCUUCGGAAAUGGCAUAAAAAGUUGGCGAACGCCUUCACGGAAAGCAUUCAGACACGCGAAUACAUGCAUGUGUAUAACGCAAUCAUUGUCUUGAAAGAGGUCCUUCCUGUGUUCCCUCUUGCGUCUGUUUACCAGGAUGGCGGUGUACAAUUGGAUCGUGCUGUGGAUCAAUUCCUCGAAACAGAGGAACGCGGGGACCUCAAAAUUCUUGGCAGAGCUUAUUCUGCAAGCUUGAAGAAGCGAGAAAAUCUGUGGACAGCGUCCAAACCGGUUGCGAAGUCAAGUACACCUGCCGCCCCGUCCCCAAAACCGGUGCAAUCCACUGGCAUCCCGGAGAAACCGCGGGCAGCACCUCCUACAGGACCCAGUGCCCAAAGUUCCUCCAGUAAUGAUAAUAAACGCCCUACCGGUACACUACAACCAAGCGUAUCGGCUCCUUCUGCACCGCGGGCUCAACUCGCCAACCCCGGCAAAGCUACCCAACCUCCCGCUGAUCAUCCGACCACAAAUGGAACCAGCGUCGCCGGGAAAUCCGGGAUGGAAAGUGUUCCUCGCCCUCCUGUCGUUAAACGUGUUCGCCCCGAGGUGUCAAGACCGGAUUCACCUCAAGUACCGAAUGGUGCCUUUGAGCCCAAUAAAUUCGCCUCUGAACAGGAUGAUACAGAGAACACUGGUACGGGCGGUCAACCGCCUCAUUCACCACGUGGCCCUAGGUGGAACGAGGAAAAACCACCAACUGAACCUCUUGCUGUCAUGCCUCCUCCCUUUGCUCCAAGUCAGACCCUUUCAGCCCACGAACUACGGGAGACGGCCAAGCAAAGUAUAAGUCGCCCGGAGAAAACCGCUGAGGAGAGGACGCCUCGCCCAAACAACGAACCUCACAGUCAAACUGGUUCUGCAGCACACUCGCCUCGUAUUCGGUCGUCGUCUCCUCCUACACGACCUGGUACAAGGAAUCACAGUUCUGAAAGUCGGACCAGUGGCGGAAGAAGUCGCAACGAGCGUGCUGAAGGGGAAGAGAAACGAACAUCGGAUCAGUCGCGGGGUGACUCUUCUAGAGACCACACUGGACUGAUACGACGUGAUAGCGUUACGCACUCUCGUAGCGAGCGUAGAGAAAGAGGUGACGGUGAACGCGAAAAGGACCGAGAAAGCCGUCGUGAUAGGCACGGCGACAGAGAUCGUGACAGGGACCGUGACCGCGAUAGAGACCGGGACCGCGAACGCGAUAGACAUGGUGAUCGUCAUCGUCGAGACGACAAAGAUCGUGAUAGGGAAAGUCGGAAGGAGCGAGAGAGCGCAAGGAACCAAAAUAGUGGAUCCACAGCACCGAGUGAAGACCGAUCUGUACUUCAACGUCCCGAUAACUCGAGGCAUAGGAAUGGCGCGGAGGAAAAUCUUGGGAAACGAAGGAGAGGGCCCGAUGACGAGUUUGAACGAGGAUCCAAACGAAGUUCUCGUAAAGAACGAGAUGAACGUAGGCGUCUUGGAGACAAAGAGAGUCAUGAAAAACUACGUGAAUCAGAAAGGCCGGACCGACGAAGGAGAGAGAGGGACACGGAGUCAGAGCCUCGUGGUUUAACUGGAGAUAAGCCCAGCGAAAAGCGCUCUGCCGAGAGUGCACAAACAAUGCCAUCCACACCUUCGUCCACGAAGACCCUUCCGUCCACCACACCUUCGGCUCCUCGAGCAAUGUCUUCUAAUGAUGUACAUAAAAAGAGUGAAUCAGGCCCAGGACGUAGCCAGCGUGAUCAUGGACCCAGCUCAGGUUCAAAUGCUGUUCCCGUCGAAGGAUCCCCUGGUGCGAGUCUUCGUUCUCGCAUAGGGGACAAGCCGGACACAUCAUCGCGCCCUCCUGUAUCUUCUGGACCCUGGAAAGACGACCGUGAAGGUCGCAAAAGGACGUUCGGUGAUCGCGAAAAAGACGCCGGUGAAGGCCAAGGUGAUCAGGGCGUUCCUAAACGUCCUCGCAUCAUUCGAAAUCGAUAUCAGUCGGCCCCGGGCGAAGCGAGUAUUGCACGGAGAGCACUGGGUUUCGACCCACAACCAUCAGAAAAGUCGUCCGAGAAGGGUCGAAGAAGAGAUUAAGCGUAUUCUAUUCGUCUGCUCUGUAAUCCCGGACUUGUGGAACUAGAAAUUUAAAGUUGGGCCCCGAUCGAGCGCCCACAUGUAAUCCUCGUUUCCCACGCACACCAUCACCAACAUCUCAACGAAUCCGACUCGAGGGUCCCAACCUGAGGCUAUUCGCAAUGGCAAUAGGCAUUGCUUUUAAUUUGUAAGUUGACUGGACCAAACGCUUUUGUUAGGUCUUCUACUUCGCUAUUUUCUCUACGUCGCUGAGUAAGCUCGAACUUCCCUUGUAACUUCGACAAGGAUCAGCGAGAAGGCGGUGAUAGAAGUUCUAAUAAACGCCUGAAAUGGUCAGAAGGAUCAUUGUUGGCGGUUGUUUCUUUAUUGUUCAUGCCCCACGGGACGCAUACUCAAAAUACCUGCCUUUCCUUUGGACAACCACUAAUCCUCAUCGAAAUGAGCUGCUCGAUUUGUCGAUUACCCUUCGUUCCUGCACCCAUUGCUGCAAACCCAUGCGCAGAGCAUUACCCGCCCGA
Molecule: messenger RNA, 6762 nt
Organism: Marasmius oreades (fairy-ring Marasmius)
Lineage: Eukaryota; Fungi; Basidiomycota; Agaricomycetes; Agaricales; Marasmiaceae
Exons: 23
Coding region: 161-6244 (2027 amino acids)
Biological process (GO): mRNA processing; mRNA export from nucleus
Cellular component (GO): THO complex part of transcription export complex
Molecular function (GO): mRNA binding
Source: RefSeq, a predicted model, not a curated record